GUCGGAAGAACGGGAAAGACUCAAGAGUCAAUUAACUGAUCUUCAAAACGCUGCAACCAACGAACGAGCCGCAAACGAGAAAGCCGAUAAGCUUGCUGAAGAAGUUGAGCGGCUUCGAGGAAUGAUAAACAAUAGAGAUACAACAAUAAUUAAGUCUGGUGAGGAUCUCGAUGCAGCCCGAGAAGAACUGAGAGCACAGGCUCUCAUUUUGCAGGGCAAGGAGGAACAGAUUCAGAAUGAAAAUGAGCAGCACCGGAAAGCUAUUGAACUGAAUGUUCAACAACACAAACAGGCAACUUUUCAGAUUGUGUCCACGAUAACAAAAGAGUUCGAAGAUAAACACCGCGAUACUGAGAAGAGACUCCAAGAAGCCGUCACGGCCCGCGCGGAACUCGAACACGAACUGGCCGAGUUGCGGCAGCAAGUAGAUAAUUCGAGUCAGGUGGAUAUUGACGAAGGCCUCAACAAAAUCCGAGGCGAACUCGUUGAGCUAAUCACUUCAAUGAACGGGUUGACAAGAGGCCUACAAGAGUCUGAAAUCGAGCGGGAGGCUUUGCAAACAAGUCUGGACAAGUGGUCACACGACAGAAACGAGGUUGGCCAAAUGAGAAAUCUCCUGGGACGAUUAGCAAAAGAUCAGCCCAAUGCGAUUAAAAUGAGCGAGCAGCUAAGGGAGUUGUUGGAGAUACAGAAAAAGUUAUCAGGCACUCUCGAGUACCACCAAGCGGGACUAGCUAACGCUGGAAUUGCGGUUGGCUCUAGCGAAAGUCAGCGAACCGGGGAGACGUUCAUCCAUUCAGUAAACGACUCCACGGUGGUGAGCGGCUUGCAGAACGGUGUUGUUAAUGCACAGGAGGAGUUACAAAAUCUCAAGCGAAAGGUCGUUGUAAAAUCCCCAGCUAACGACAACGAUCUCGCAUCCCCAAUGUCGGUCGAAGAAGAAAGGAGCACUAGGCGACACCUACAGCCCGUACGAGGAAUCAUGAAAAUAGCUACUCGUGGUCCUUCCACAGAACAGGAAGUGGAAGGGAAUGCACCGACCGUAGAUUCCCAGAGACCAAUGGCACCUCAGCCGGCCAACCGGAGAAUAGCAAAGAGAGGUUCGAAAUCCCUUCUCACUACUCAUAGCCUAUACAACAGGCCUGUCGCAGGAUCAAUUUCGGGAGUGAGCACCAGACAGGUUGGUGCAAGCCAAUCUGAUUAUAAGGGGUCCAGAGAUGACGAUACGGAUAACAUUACACCUGGCGCAGACGACUCUGGGGAAAUUGUCGAAGUGGGCGGCAACAUCGACGAACCUCCUCUGAAACGACAGCGAAUUAAUGGAACUCUUGUCGCCCAAAAAGUCAAGGUAUCCCACUCCAUGUCUACCCAGUUCUCGGCUAAGUCGGACAACUCAAAACCUGCUGAGGAAAUAUCGUCGAGGCCGAAGACACCGUCAUUACGAGGAAGACCCCUUGAAAGAAGACCGUCUGGCCUGUUAACUUAUGGUUCGCAGGGUGUCGGAAUGAAACGACCACAAAGUAAACCGUCUGAUGCUUCUAACGCGAUGAACUCAACAGACAGCCAAUCGACCAUAGCUUCAUCGCAAACGAUGAAGUCGUCAGACAGCCAAGGUUGAGCGAAGUGGUACAACACCUCUGUUUCGUGAGACCAAGACCGUGACACAUGAAUUCUUUCUUCCUAAUGACGGAGCCUCUCAACGAUGCUAAAACGCGGUUAUUUUUAGCUUUGCUUCAAUCAGCCCAGUUAAUUCGCUUCUACUUGCUUCGAUGGUGGAUAAUUCACGGUGAGAAAAUCUAACGAUGCGCCUUGUCGAAGGACCCUGUCAAAUCCAUGCUUGCACAUGUUUGAGACG
Annulohypoxylon truncatum is the source of this 1855-nucleotide messenger RNA. RefSeq lists its product as uncharacterized. Bases 122 to 1618 code for a protein of 498 amino acids. The transcript has a single exon. The record is from RefSeq and is a predicted model, not a curated record. NCBI's taxonomy places the organism in Eukaryota, Fungi, Ascomycota, Sordariomycetes, Xylariales, Hypoxylaceae.